Mangifera indica (mango) is the source of this 2625-nucleotide messenger RNA. Its product is annotated as phosphatidylinositol/phosphatidylcholine transfer protein SFH13-like. The record is from RefSeq and is a predicted model, not a curated record. The transcript has 15 exons. Lineage: Eukaryota; Viridiplantae; Streptophyta; Magnoliopsida; Sapindales; Anacardiaceae. The coding region runs from base 408 to 2270 and encodes 620 amino acids.
AACAAAGGCAAAUCAGCAGACCAAGGGGUUCGCUGGUACCUUCAUACGGAGAGAGAAAGUGAAAAUCAGCAACCAGAACCAAAACAAAAACAAAUUUUAAAGGCACCUUAACAAAACCCAGAUCUUAAUUUUCCUUCUUUUUUACAUGUUAUUUUUAUUAUUUGAUUCACUUCGGCAAAAACACACGGACAAGUUUGUAAAGCUCAAUACUUUCGUCGUUUUCUCUGCAAAAUUUGAUUUCUUGUCUUUGGAGACUGUUCAUGAGCCUCUGAGAUUGGGAUCCUGUUUUGGAAUCUAGGUUCUGGAUUGUAACGUGUGCCUUGGCAUGCGUGACCUUGAGUUAGCUGUGGAUUCAUCUUCUUCAACUGAAGAUUAGAGCAAGACUCUCCCUCUUGAAUUAGACUGAAAUGUCAGAAGGGCUAGAAAUUCUUGGCACUAAUGAUGAAAUUAGAGAGAGAAGAUCAGAUUUCGAGAACUCGGAAGAUGAAAGACGACGAUCAAAAAUUGGCAAUCUCAAGAAAAAGGCAAUAAAUGCUUCGAACAAGUUCACUCAUUCUCUAAAGAAAAGGGGGAAAAGGAAAAUUGAUUACAGGGUUCCUUCUGUUCCCAUAGAGGAUGUACGGGAUGCAAGAGAGGAGAGUGCUGUCCUUGAAUUGCGUCAAAAACUCAUUGAAAGGAAUCUGCUUCCUCCUCGGCAUGAUGACUACCAUACUUUGCUGCGAUUUUUGAAGGCUAGAGACUUUAACAUUGAAAAAACAACCCUCAUGUGGGAAGAAAUGCUUAUUUGGAGGAAAGAAUAUGGAACAGACACCAUAUUGGAGGAUUUUGAGUUUGAAGAGCUGGAAGCAGUCUUGCAAUAUUACCCUCAAGGAUACCAUGGUGUUGAUAGAGAAGGACGGCCUGUGUACAUUGAGUUGCUUGGAAAAGCUCAUCCAAGCAGGCUUAUGCAUAUCACCACCAUUGAUCGGUAUUUGAAGUACCAUGUCCAAGAGUUUGAGAAAGCCUUACUGGAAAAAUUCCCUGCUUGUUCAAUUGCAGCAAAGCGAAGGAUCUGUACAACAACUACGAUAUUGGAUGUACAAGGCUUGGGAAUUAAGAAUUUUACUCGGACUGCAGCAAAUCUAUUGUCUGCAAUUGCAAAAAUAGACAACAAUUACUACCCCGAGACAUUAAAUCGCAUGUACGUUGUCAAUGCUGGUCCUGGCUUCAAAAAGAUGCUCUGGCCGGCCGCACAAAAGUUUCUUGAUGCAAAGACUACUGCUAAGAUACAGGUUCUGGAGCCCAAAUCAAUGGGAAAACUGCAUGAGGUCAUUGACACAAGUCAACUGCCAGACUUCUUUGGUGGUUCAUGUACUUGUUUUGCAGAAGGAGGAUGCCUUAGAUCUAAUAAGGGUCCUUGGAAUGAGCCUGACAUAAUGAAAAUUGUACAUAAUGCUGGACCAGCAUUUGUGAGGCAGAUCACCCGAGUUUCUAAUGAUCAGCAGAAAUUUAACUUCUAUACACGUUCACACUCACUGAGGGGAAGAGCUAGUGACACAUCAACGACAGAAUCAGGGUCAGAUAUGGAUGAUCCUUGCUCUGCAAGUGGGCAAAGGAGUUCUACAAUUUCUCGUUUGGCUCCUGUUCAUGAAGAAGUGAAAGAUCCAAAUGCCUACUACAGUUGUGAUGAUAAUUUCACUCCUGUUGAGAAAGUUGUGAGAACUGACCUACGGGCGGGACAUUCUCAGGAUAAAUUUAUUAAAUACAAUGAUGCAGUUGAAAUUUGCUGUGAGACUUUGUCAAAUUCUGAAGGUGCUCCAAUGACACAUUUGUUCAACAAAGUGAAGGAAAAAGUUGAGAGAAUGAAUGUUCAGUGUGUCACGAAAAUGAUACUAUCCUUUAUGGUCAAACUAGUUGCUUUUUGUCACAGUGUGCAGUUAUUGGGGAGAACGGAGAACAACAUUCAUCCAUCUAAUUCCUUGGAAAGCAGCACAAAUAGCAAUCCACCAGUUGUUGAAGCUGUGAGUGCAGAAGACCAUGCCCUUCCAUGUAUAGAGCGUCUUCAGAAACUUGAGAAGAUUUUGGAGGAACUUAUCAACAAGCCUCCUGCAAUCCCUCUGGAGAAGGAGCAAAUGCUUAUGGAGUCUAUGCAAAGGAUCAAGUUAGUUGAAUCUGACCUUGAGAAAACAAAAAGGGCACUGCAUGCUACUGUGGUGAAGCAACAUGAGAUUGCUGACUUUCUGGACAACUUACGGGAAUCUAAAUUUAGACAAAGAAGACUAUUCUGUUGAAUAUUUGAGAGUGGAUUUUGGAACAAAGUAACACAUGCAGAUUGGACUUAUACAGGAGGUUGUGCCUAGAAGGAACAGCGUCAGCAGAGCAUAUUCGGAAGAGGCCGGGCAAACAUUUCUUUUGACUAUUUUUCUUGACAGUUAGUAGUUAACAAAAGUUACGGUUAGAUGUAAAUGGGUUAUAUGCCAUAUUCAGCUUUUAACGGUGUAGAGAGAAAAAAAAAGAGAAAAAUAUUAAUGCAAUGUUUUACAGUGAGCAUACUGAGUUACUUUUCUGCUGAAAUGCAUAUAGCCAGUUUACCAGACUGGAGAUUUGUGUAUUGUAAAUGAAAUCUCAGAACUCUUUUAACUGAAA